Messenger RNA from Cicer arietinum (chickpea), 1340 nucleotides. Its product is annotated as WAT1-related protein At5g64700-like. NCBI's taxonomy places the organism in Eukaryota, Viridiplantae, Streptophyta, Magnoliopsida, Fabales, Fabaceae. The record is from RefSeq and is a predicted model, not a curated record. Gene Ontology annotation, molecular function: transmembrane transporter activity. Gene Ontology annotation, cellular component: membrane.
GGCUAAGCAAGCACUAAUUUGGGACUAUAUAUAUGCACUUGAUAUAUUGAUAAAGCAAUUAAUCAUCCAUACAUUUUCAGUAUGGGUGAACUAGGUCCAUAUUUAGCAGUGUUUAUAAUACAAUUAAUAUAUUCAGGGAUGACUUUGUUGUCCAAGGCUGCGUUUAAUGGUGGAAUGAAAACCUCUGUUUUUGUAUUUUAUAGACAACUCAUUGGUGCCAUUAUUAUGCUCCCUUUGGCUUUUAUAUUUGAACGCAAACAAGCCGUGCCAGUGCCAUUCUCAUUUAUGACCGUGUUCAAGAUUUUUAUGCUUUCACUAUUUGGACUUACUUUGGCUUUGAAUGUGCAUGGUAUUGCCCUUUCUUACACGUCUGCUAUGUUGGCUGCUGCAAUUGUUAAUUGCCUCCCUGCCUCUACAUUCUUCUUUGCAGUUCUGCUAAGAGUGGAGAAGAUAAAUAUAAGGACAAAAUCUGGAAGUACAAAGAUAGGGAGUGUAUUAUUGUGUAUGGCUGGUGUAGCGACACUGGCAUUUUACAAGGGCCCCCAAAUAAGGAUUGUGCAUCAUCUCCUAUUUAGAUAUCAUCACAACAUUCAACAACAUGAAGAUCAAUUUUCAUCUGGACAAAAAUGGAUAUUGGGCUCUAUACUCCUGUUCUUAGCCACCAUCAUGUGGAGUCUUUGGAUUGUAAUUCAGGCACAGUUACUAAAAAAUUACCCUUCAAAGUUAACGUUCACAAGCAUUCAGAGUGUAUCAAGUGCAGUUCAGUCAUUUGGCAUUGCAAUAAUGUUUGAAAGAGAUAUUGAGCAGUGGAAAUUGGGUUGGAACAUGAGACUCGUAGCAGUAGUUUACUGUGGGGCACUGGUGACUGCGAUUGCAUACUACUUGCAAGCAUUGGUGAUUGAGAAGAGAGGACCAGUUUUCCCAGCAACAUGGAACCCACUAAGUUUUAUAAUUGCAACCAUUGGUUCUGUGUUGCUCUUAGGCGAGCCACUAUUUUUAGGGAGUGUUUUGGGUGGGAUUUUGCUGGUUUUAAGUCUGUACAGUGUUUUGUGGGCAAAAAGCAAAGAAGAAAUGCCUAAUCAAAAUUCUUUACCUAUACAACAAGCAUAUAAAGAAUGUGCAGAGGUGAAAACAGAGGAUGCAUGUAGCAAACCACCCUAAUGAGCAUUAGUUUUUAUUUUUCUUUUUUGGUUCCUAUUUUUAUUUAUUUUUCUUUGGAAGCUAAAGCUAGUAUAUACAUUAUCAAUAAGCGAAUACUUUUCUUUUUGUGCUCAUCUAUACUGUACAAGAAAUUCGUAAAAAAAAAUCUAUCAGUAUAUUAAAAAUUGUCUAAGACUAAA